This is a messenger RNA of Ctenocephalides felis (cat flea), 2084 nucleotides long. RefSeq names its product condensin complex subunit 2 (gene barr). Gene Ontology annotation, biological process: mitotic chromosome condensation. The record is from RefSeq and is a predicted model, not a curated record. Lineage: Eukaryota; Metazoa; Arthropoda; Insecta; Siphonaptera; Pulicidae. Gene Ontology annotation, molecular function: chromatin binding. The transcript is spliced from 10 exons. Gene Ontology annotation, cellular component: condensin complex. The coding region runs from base 90 to 2084 and encodes 664 amino acids.
AUGUUGUGACUGUUUUUCAACUGCUUUCAAUAAUUUUGAUAACAAAUUCAAUCAUUUAAUAUAAAAGUUUAAAUGUUAUUAAAUCUAACAUGAGUGCAGUGAAAAGUAAUGGGGUGUUUCAAAGCACACCGAUAAGGGGUAUUCCUUUAACCAGGAGGUCUAUUGUCGUAACGCCUCUGUCUGAAACCCCAGAUUUAAGUACUCGCGAAGAAAGGUUGUCAAAUAUUGAUCGUUCUGUUGCAAGAAGUGAGCUAUCAGUUCAAAUAACUCCAAGAAAUACAAAUAAAUUAACUGGAUAUAAAGAAUGUUUCAAAUCAUCUAUUAAACUUUUUCAAAUGAAUAAAAUAACAAAACAAAAUGCAUGGGAUCUUAACUUAAUUCAUGAUUUAUAUCAACUCACUGACCUGAAAGACAAAAUGAUCAUCGGUGAUUUAAAUUUGGCUAGUGUAGCUAUAGAUGCUUCUGCAAAAAUAUAUGCAUUAAGAGUUGAUGAUGUUCAUCAAGACAUCGUGAGAUUAGCAUCUGGUCUAAUGCAUACAGAAAAUAAAAGUUCUCAAAAAGCAAAUCAGCAAGAAGGAGAAGAUUCUGAUAACAAUGAUGAUGGUGUUGAUAACAAUGAUCCGAAUGAGAUUAUGCCAAAAAAGAAAAAAAUUCGGAAGCGAAAUAUAAAAUCACUUAUAGUAACUGAUUUAAAUCAGAUUGAUAAAGAAAUAGAAACUAUUCCUGAGCUAGAUAAAUUAUUUACAUGUAGAGCUGCCAUGUCAGGAGAAGGUUUAUCAGCUGACAAAAUGUAUAGAUUAACAUUGGAAUGUGUAGAUAAACAAUUAUUAACCGGAUUAGAGGAACAUGUUGAUAUCACAUGCCAUCAAAUAGAAAAUGCAUCCAAUAACGAUGAAAUUUCCCUGAGCUCAUUAACAAAAUGUGAAGCAGCUCAUAUAAAUGCUUCACUUCACAGCUUUAAGUUUUUAGAUUGGAGUCCUGAAAAAGACAAAGACAGUAAUGCGAGAUUCAUACAUUCAGAUGGGCUACUAAAUUCUUCGCAGUUGGAAAUUACUUUUGACAUAAAUGCUGAAGUAGAAAAGAUACCUAAUCCUGCAGCAGACUUAGAAUCAAUGGAUUAUGAUGAUAAUGCUGGCCAAAUGUUCUUUGAAAAUAAUGAAGACGAAGAUGAAAUUACUCCAGUUAUGAUGAGAAAUGGUUUAAACAUGAAUCAGAAAAUAUUAAAGGCAACAAAUUUCAAUAAGGUGUCGGAAUAUAGUUACAAUCCCAAAAUAAAAAACAUGUUGAGCAAAUUGUAUGCAGGACCUUUACAUUGGAAAUAUCCUUUAAUGCGAAGAAAAGCCAGGGGUAAAUCUUUAUAUACUGAUAAGUCAUCUGAAGUUCUAAAGGUAAGACAAGCUAAAAAAAACAAACAGUUUGCAACAAUUGACCUUGAUGGAGAAGUGGAUGAAACUAAAUUUAAAUGCAAGAGUUUACAUAAACUUAAAGGUUCUGUUCUUCUCAAUUGGAACCCUGUUAAAAACUUGUUACCCGACAAGCUGCAUUUAACAUGUGAUUCUGUUAAUUGCCAUUUUAUGACGCCUUAUAAAUCUAUAUCUGUUGAAAGUGAUGCAAAUGCUACAUGCAUGGAUGAUAUUGUUCCCGAAUAUAAUUAUGAAAACAAUAAUGACAGCAAUUUUUGCGCAGUAGUUGAGAAUGAUGAGGAUUACUCUGCAGAUGAGAAUGAACCUGCAGGCACAAAUAAAUCAUCAGAGGGUUAUGUAGAUGCUCCAGAUUUGGUAAAUCAAGUAAAAAUAACAUAUGAUACCAAGGCAAGGACAGUUAAUAUGAAAUUGAUUAAAUCACAAACAUUAAAAAUUAUUGAUAGUUAUUUGAAACCCAAAGACACAUCAAGAUCUGCAGAUAAAAAUGUGACUUUUUCACAAAUUUACAAAAAGUUACACGAACAACUUCCAGCUGCUGAAUUAACAAAUCUUACUCAGGGAAUUGCCUUAUUAUCUGUAAUGCAUAUAACAAACGAUAAUGAUUUAGUUCUAACUCAAGAUGAUACACAUGAUUUUGUAGUAUCUUUACCAGUUGAUUGA